AUGGCAGAAUCUUUGGUAUCGCUUCCAGAGGUUGAGCAGGUCAGCGAUCGGGUUAUCAGGGUUCUGAGCGGCAACCCCAGCAAGUUCACGCUGCAAGUUGGUCGUGGCGCAUCACGACUGCUCAUUGACACUGGCGAAGGCAAACCACAAUGGAUUGCCUCGAUCAAAGCGCUCCUUUCAAAGGAGAACAUCGCCAUCGAUAAAGUGCUAUUGACGCACUGGCACCACGAUCAUAUCCAAGGCGUCCCCGACCUACUCGCGCACUCUCCCGACACGAAGGUCUACAAGAACGAUCCGCGCGACGACUGGCUCGCGAUAAGUGAUGGGCAGAAGUUCGAGACGGAAGGCGCAACCCUACGUGCCUUCUUCUGCCCGGGACAUACCACAGACCACACAGCUUUCGUGUUGGAGGAAGAAGAUGCCAUGUUCACGGCGGACAACGUAUUGGGUCAGGGCACAGCCGUAUUCGAAGAUCUGGCAGCGUACAUGAAGAGCCUCGACGCCAUGUCGACGCAGUUUAGAGGUCGCGCAUAUCCCGGUCAUGGGCCUGUCAUCGAAGAUGGCCCAUCAAAAAUCACUGAGUAUAUAAAACACCGCAAGCAGCGUGAGAAACAGGUGUUGGAUGUACUUGCGGAGAGUCAAGGCAUGGGUUCUAUGGAUAUUGUGAAGGUAAUAUACAAGGAGUACCCUGAGAAUCUCUGGGAACCGGCGGAGAGGGGGAUACGCCAGAUUCUCGACAAGCUGAAGCAGGAGGGCAAGGUGGGCGGUGACAAACUGUGGGUACUUAGUGGGAAGAGUAGUACUUAG
Molecule: messenger RNA, 807 nt
Organism: Alternaria ethzedia
Lineage: Eukaryota; Fungi; Ascomycota; Dothideomycetes; Pleosporales; Pleosporaceae
Exons: 3
Coding region: 1-807 (268 amino acids)
Biological process (GO): secondary metabolite biosynthetic process
Source: RefSeq, a predicted model, not a curated record